AUGAACCACGAUCCUUUCCAUUGGGGCCGUCCCUUGGAUAGCCACUACGGUGGGUACAACCACCACAUUGCCAAUGCAAGCAACACGGCUGCUGAGUCCAAGAUCCCUACUCUGCACACCCAGCAACCCACGAUCACGGGGACCUCAGUGGUGGCCCUCAAGUACAAGGACGGUAUCAUGAUGGCUGCCGACAAUGUGGGGGCCUACGGUUCGCUCAUGCGGUUCAGCAACAUUGAAAGACUUAUCAAGGUUGGUGAAGAAACCGUGGUGGGUAUCCUGGGGGACAUCUCUGACUUGCAACAAAUUGAGCGCAUUUUGGACGAAUUGGAAAUUGACGAAGCCUACGACAUUGAAGACGGUGGGGAUGAACCCGAACCGGGUAAGCCUGCCCCUCAUUCUCUCAGAGCACCUCAUGUUCAUGAGUAUCUUUCGCGCGUACUUUAUAACCGGCGGUCGAAGAUGGACCCUUUGUGGAAUGCGGUAGUCGUCGGUGGUUACAACGACGACCGUACACCAUUCCUCAAGUACGUUGAUCUUUUGGGGGUCACUUACGCGUCUCUGACAAUCGCAACUGGGUUUGGCGGACACUUGGCCAUUCCCCUUUUGCGUAACCUUAUCCCUUACGACAAGGACUACUCCGAAGUUACCGAGGAACAGGCUCGUGAGUGCUUGGCUCAUUGUAUGAGGGUACUCUUCUAUCGUGACGCUCGGAGUAUGGAUGAGUACAGUUUGGUGACGAUCAAGCCACUGGAAUUCAAGCACGAAAAGGGAGUCAAGGUCGAGGACCAGGCGUGGCGGUUUGCCAAGGACAUCCGGGGCUACGGUUCUAAGCAACAGUAG
Messenger RNA from Diutina rugosa, 840 nucleotides. RefSeq names its product proteasome core particle subunit beta 7. Gene Ontology annotation, cellular component: proteasome core complex. Lineage: Eukaryota; Fungi; Ascomycota; Pichiomycetes; Serinales; Debaryomycetaceae. The coding region runs from base 1 to 840 and encodes 279 amino acids. The record is from RefSeq and is a predicted model, not a curated record. The transcript has a single exon.